Molecule: messenger RNA, 819 nt
Organism: Lactuca virosa
Lineage: Eukaryota; Viridiplantae; Streptophyta; Magnoliopsida; Asterales; Asteraceae
Source: the annotation of a GenBank genome assembly
AUGGACUCAGAGGCGGAGGAGCGGCUAUCGGAGAUACUAGCAUCCGCUGGAGCAAGAACCGGAGACACCGCCGUCUGGCGGGAAUUGCUUUCUCCGACGCCAUCUGUCCGGCGAAUGCUAUUCACCGGAAUCGGAAUCCAAUGUUUCCAACAGAUCACCGGAAUUGACGCGACGAUGUACUACAGCCCUGAGAUCCUACAAACCGCCGGACUUCAAGACAAGUCAAGACUUUUAGCCGCCACCGUAGCCGUCGGAAUCUCGAAAACCGCCUUUAUCAUGGUGGCAAUCUUAGUCAUUGAUAAAGUCGGAAGAAAGCCGUUACUAUAUGUGAGCACCAUUGGAAGGACUUGUUGUUUGUGCGGUUUAUCGAUCGUUCUUUCAUUUUUUAGUGGAACAUAUAUGGGAGUGGAAUUGGUGAUUCUAUUGGUUUGCGGGAACGUGGCGUUCUUUUGGGUCGGAAUCGGACCAAUUUGCGGAGUUUUGACAUCAGAGAUAUUUCCAUUGCGGUUAAGGGCACAAGCAUUCUCGUUAGGGGCAGUAGGGAAUAGGGUUUGUAGUGGUAUUGUUGCAAUGUCGUUUUUAUGUGUUUCUCAUGCCAUUUCGAUGUCGGGGACAUUUUUUAUUUUCACCAUGGUAUCUGGUUUAUCGGUUAUUUUCGUUUACAAAUUUGUUCCUGAGACGAAAGGAAAAUCAUUGGAACAAAUCGAGUCGUUGUUCGGUAACGAACACGAUUCACUAGAAAACGAAGUAGAGCUAUCAGAUACUCAACGUUGGUGCCAAAUCAAGAAAAAUCGCCAUUUAUUAUAUGAAAGUUUGUAA